Vombatus ursinus (common wombat) is the source of this 8786-nucleotide messenger RNA. It is a transcript of the gene ZFHX2, whose product is annotated as zinc finger homeobox 2. Gene Ontology annotation, biological process: regulation of neuron differentiation; regulation of transcription by RNA polymerase II; brain development. Bases 129 to 7811 code for a protein of 2560 amino acids. The record is from RefSeq and is a predicted model, not a curated record. Gene Ontology annotation, cellular component: nucleus. Lineage: Eukaryota; Metazoa; Chordata; Mammalia; Diprotodontia; Vombatidae. The transcript is spliced from 10 exons. Gene Ontology annotation, molecular function: RNA polymerase II cis-regulatory region sequence-specific DNA binding; zinc ion binding; DNA-binding transcription factor activity, RNA polymerase II-specific.
AACCCCCACACGAAGCCGGGAAAACACUUCAGCCGCAGCCAAAUAGCAUUGAUUAUUUUGUUUCCCUUCCCUCACCGCCGGUGCUGGCUGUCACGCUGAGAUGACCCCCCAGUGCUCCUCCGUCUGCCAUGGCCACCCUUAACUCACAUUCCACUGCUAGCAACACCUCUACCCCUGGUCAUAAUGCCCCGUCCCCGCCUCAGGACCCUUCCUCUGGCACAUCCUUCGAACCUGCCACCAAAGAUCCCCCCACUGCUGCCACCAGUGACAGCAUGAGGCCCUCAGAGCCUGGGGGGCACCAGCUUGAGCCAGGCUGUGGCCUAGUCCCACCAAAGGAGACCAGGGAGCAUCCACUGGAACCAGGCUGUGGCCUAGUCCCACCAAAGGAGCUUGGAGCAGAGGAGGAGGAGGAGGAUGAAAUACAGGAGGAAGAAGCAGGGCCCCCUCCCCAGGACCUGAGUGACCACUUGCUCUUCACCGAAGAUGGUGCCACCUAUCUCCUGGCUGAACUGCCUCUCUCUGGCAACAGUGAGCUCCUGUUACCAAAGGGCUUCCCCUGGGGUGAGUCAGGGACUGAGGAAGAGUCCAGCCUGCCCCUCCGAGUCUGCCCAUCGCCCACUCACCUCACUGUCCUCCACGUCCAACACGGUUUUGACCGAAUUCAAGGCUUUAGCUCUUCUGACCAAAUUCUGCCCCAUAAUACCUCAGCGCCACCUCCGGCUGCCUGCGAGGGAGGGGAUGGAGCCUUCCGGAGCUACCGGCCAGCCCCACUCCCCCCCAGAGAUCCCAAAGAUGGCCCCAUAGGGAGUGGGAAUGGAGACCACAGGGAGCUCUUCUGGCUCUGCUUGCUGUGCCGCCUGGGGUUCAGUGGGCCCAAAGCUUUUGUGGCUCAUGCUCAGUCCCAUGGGGUAAAGCUGGCCCCAGUUCAGCACCAGAGCCUGCCAGGCUGCCCAGCUGUAAUACAAGAGGGGAAAGAGGGGUCCACAGUGCUUGUCAGUUUUCUGGAACCAAAAAUCUCUCCUGGCCCCCUGCCCUCCGCACCCCUCAGCAGUGGAGCAGUGGGUGGAAUGGUGAAUGUAGCCCAGGAUGGGGACAGCCCCCCUGAGGCAGGAAACCAGGGCCCUCCACUGCCCCUUGAGGAAGACAUGGUCCCCAGCCCACCUUCCCCACCUGCCACCCCAACUGCCUGGGACCCCAACCCAACCCAAGCCAAAGAAUCGCCAGUGGCAGCAGGCGAGGCAGGGCCAGAUUGGUUCCCUGAGGGGCAAGAGGAGGAUGGGGGACUUUGUGCCCCACUCAACCAAAGUUCACCCUCCCCCAAAGAUGGGGGGGCUCUCCUGGCCCGGGCUGACUCACCUGAAGAUCCCAAUGACCCACCCCGGCCCUAUCGGCUGGCUGAUGACUAUGCCCCAGCCCCACCGGCCUUCCAGGGUCUCAGUCUCUCCAGCCACAUGUCCCUGCUACACUCUCGAAAUUCCUGUAAGACACUCAAGUGUCCCAAGUGCAACUGGCACUAUAAGUACCAGCAGACCCUUGAUGUUCACAUGAGGGAGAAACACCCAGAGAACAACAGUCACUGCAGCUACUGCAGUGCAGGAGGGGCACACCCCCGCCUUGCGAGGGGCGAGAGCUACAACUGUGGCUAUAAGCCCUAUCGAUGCGAGGUCUGCAACUACUCCACCACCACAAAGGGGAAUCUCAGCAUCCACAUGCAGUCUGAUAAGCACUUGGCCAACCUCCAGGGUUUUCAGGCUGGCCCAGGAGGUCAGGGGAGUCCCACCGAGGCAGCACUUCCAGCCCCAACUGGGGAAAAGGAGCCCAAGGCCAAGUCUUCCUGGCAGUGCAAGGUAUGCAGCUAUGAAACCAACAUUUCUAGGAAUCUUCGCAUCCAUAUGACCUCAGAGAAGCACAUGCAGAACGUUCUGCUGCUGCAUCAGGGGCUGCCUCUGGGGCUGCCUCCUGGGUUGGUGGGACCAGGCCCCCCCCCACCUCCUGGAGCGACCCCUGCCAACUCCUCUGAGCUGUUCCAGUACUAUGGGCCACAGGGACUAGGCCAGCCACCAGCCCCUUUGCCUGGCCCAGGGCUGAGGCCAGACAAACCCUUGGAGGCCCAGCUACUCCUCAAUGGCUUUCAUCACCUGGGGCCACCUGCCCGGAAAUUCCCCACUCCUGCCCCUGGCAGCCUUUCCCCGGAACCCCGCCUUCCCCCAAGCCAGCUCUUGGGGCCCAGCAUGGAUGGCCUGCCCACAUCACCCCCACCAGAUGACGACCCAUCGCUGAAAGUGUUCCGAUGCCUGGUGUGCCAGGCUUUCAGCACAGACAGCCUAGAGCUGCUGCUGUACCACUGCACCCUGGGCCGAAGCCUCCCUGAAGCUGAGUGGAAGGAAGUGGCUGGAGACACUCAUCGCUGCAAACUCUGCUGCUAUGGCACACAGCUCAAGGCCAACUUCCAGCUCCAUCUCAAGACCGACAAGCAUGCCCAAAAGUACCAGCUAGUGGCCCACCUGAGGGAGGGCGGUGGGGGUGCUCCUGCCCCAGUCCCCCCUUUGGGGGAGGGUGCUCCCUAUGGGCCAGUCUCUCCCCUACAUCUUCGCUGUAACCUUUGUGACUUUGAGUCUAACAGCAAGGAGAAAAUGCAGCUCCACACCCGGGGUGGUACACAUGAGGAGAACAGCCAAGUCUACAAGUUCCUGCUGGAGAUGGAAGGGGCAGAGACAGGAGUGGAAUUGGGACUUUACCGAUGUCUUCUGUGUGCAUGGGAGACGCCUUCCCGAUUGGCUCUGUUGCAACACCUUCGGGCAUCUGCCCACCGAGAUGCCCAGGCCCAGCGACGACUUCAGCUGCUGCAGAGCGGCCGUGUAGCUGAGGAAGGAAUCUCAGCCCUUCAGAGCAUCCUGUGCUUCAGCCACGGCCAGCCCAGAACUCCUGGGAAAGGUCCUAUUACUGCCCAUAUGGAGCCACCCAUUGCAGAGAAAAACACUCAGAACAAAGCCCCACCACUAGCUUCUGAAGAGGCAGAAAAUAGGACUGGCCCUUCGGGGGACAAUACCAACCAGACUGUGGUGUACUGCUGUCCAUACUGCAGCUUUAUCAGCCCUGCCAAUGAGCAAGUACAAGCCCACACCAUAUCCCAGCACGCCGUGCAGCCCAAGUACCGGUGUCCACUGUGCCAGGAGCAGCUGGUGGGACGUUCUGGUCUUCACUUCCACCUUAGCCACCUGCACAAUGUAGUACCUGAAUGUGUGGAAAAACUACUUCUGGUGGCCACAACUGUGGGAAUGACCUUUUUGACCAAAGUGCUGCCUGGGACCAGUCUCAGUCCCAUAGGGGAUAGCCCUGAACCCCCGACUCCUGGAACUGAACCAGUAUCCACUGGAGACUCGGCAGCGGGAGAAGGUCCCAACCUGAUCCCAGAAGUCAGUCCAGACCCUCUACCAGAGCCUCCUCCACCUUCAGCUGAGGCCCCUGACAAACCUCUGACAAGCCCUGAAAAGCCCCUUUCUCCGGCCCCUUCCCCACUCCCUCAGCCUGACCCCCAGACUGAAGAAGCAUCCCCCACAAUGCCUACAGUAGAAGAGGAAGAUGGACCCACAGGGGAGUCUCGCCCAGCAGAGCCAGCCCCUGCUGAUGCCCGACAUCCCCUGUCCUACCGUAAGACCACCAACUUUGCUCUAGACAAGUUCUUAGAUCCUGCCCGGCCCUACAAGUGCACAGUAUGCAAGGAGUCUUUCACCCAGAAGAACAUCCUCCUAGUACAUUACAACUCUGUCUCCCAUCUGCAUAAGAUGAAGAAAGCUGCCAUCGACCCCUUGGCCCCAGCCAGAGGGGAAGGUGGUGCGCCCCCAACGGCUGCCGCUGCCACAGACAAACCCUUCAAGUGCACUGUCUGCCGCGUCUCCUACAACCAGAGCUCCACCCUGGAGAUUCACAUGCGAUCAGUCCUGCACCAGACUCGGUCCCGGGGAGCCAAGGCUGAUGCCAAGGCUGAGGGACCAGAGAGGAGCCAGGAAGAGUCCAAGGAGGCUGAGCCUGAUGGGGUGGGGGGCACAGAGAAGAAGCCAUCUGAGCCAGGCAGCUUGGUUUCCGGGCUGCCCUUCCUGUCCCCACCACCACCACCCUUAGACCUACACCGUUUCCCAGCCCCUCUUUUCACUCCCCCAGUGCUGCCCCCGUUCCCCCUCGUACCCGAGUCUCUGCUCAAGCUCCAGCAACAGCAGUUGCUCCUGCCCUUCUACCUGCAUGACCUCAAGGUGGGGCCCAAGUUGGCACUGGCAGGGCCCACCCCUGUGCUAUCACUGCCACCCACCACCCCCCCACCCCCACCACCCCCCCCCAAGGCUGAGCCAGCGGAGCGGGAACGAGAGCAGCCCCCGGUGGCCGAGGAGAGAAGUGAGGCAGGGCCUUCCUCCCCACCCUGCCAGCCUCCCAACGACGCGGCCCGGACAGCGGCCAAGGCCCUGCUGGAGAACUUUGGCUUUGAGCUUGUGAUCCAGUACAACGAGGGGAAGCAGCCAGCACCGCCACCCCCAACCCCACCCCCUCCUGAGGCCCUGGGGAGCGGGGACAAGCUGGCUUGUGGAGCCUGUGGGAAGCUCUUCUCCAACAUGCUUAUCCUCAAGACCCACGAGGAACACGUCCAUCGUCGCUUCCUGCCCUUUGAAGCCCUCAGCCGCUAUGCUGCUCAGUUUCGAAAGAGCUAUGACAGCCUGUAUCCACCCCCAGCAGAACCUCCCAAGCUUUCAGACGGUCCUGUGGACCCACCUGUUCCCCCGCUCUGCCCACCCUUCCUGGUGUCCGAACCUGAGGCUGGGGGCAGCCAGCCCACUGAGGAGCACCUCCGGCCAGGAGGACGCUGGCCCCAAGAGGAGGAAGACUGUGGGAAGAGUCCUCUUCCCCCACCUGCUCCUACAGGCCGCCGCUUCUCCCGCACAAAAUUCACUGAAUUCCAGUCCCAGGCCCUGCAGUCCUUCUUUGAGACCAGUGCCUAUCCCAAAGAUGGGGAAGUGGAGCGGCUGGCAGGGCUCUUGGGCUUGGCCAGUCGCGUGGUGGUGGUGUGGUUCCAGAACGCUCGGCAGAAAGCCCGAAAGCACGCAGGGGAUGGGGGUCCAGUGACAGCCAUGGGAGCAGGGGCAGGAUCCUCAGCCUGCAAACGCUGCCAUACUACCUUCUCUUGCAUCUUUGAGCUGGUUCGGCACCUCAAGAAAUGCUACGAUGACCAGCCACCGGAAGAGGAGGAAGAGGGGGAAGAAGAAGAAGAAGACGCGGCCGAGGAAGAAGAACCAGAGGAAGAGCAGGCCCCAGAACCCCCGGCUGGCCUGGAGGCUCCAGCACCAGGAUCUCCAGAGGGAGAAGAACUCUGCCCGGCAGAGACCGCCAAGCCAGCAGAAAGAGAGACAGAGGGGACAGCCCCAGCCUCCCCCUGCCCAGCCCACACCUGCGACCAGUGUGCUGCUGCUUUUGCCAGCCAGGACCUCCUGAGCAGCCACCAAAGACUCCAUUUUGUGCCACCAGUGCCCCCUGGUGCCCCUCCACACCUCUUGGACCUGCCCCUGUUAGUGUUUGGUGAGCGUGGCCCCUUGGUGCCAGGGCCCCCACCAGCCUCAGGGCCUCCUCUCAAACGCAAGCAUGAAGAAGGCAGCCUGUCACCAACAGGAAGUGAGGCUGGGGGACCCGGGGAGGGCGAGCCACCUCGAGACAAGCGUCUACGUACUACCAUCCUGCCUGAACAGCUGGAGAUCUUGUACCGCUGGUAUAUGCAGGACUCCAACCCGACCCGCAAGAUGCUGGACUGCAUCUCUGAGGAGGUGGGGCUCAAGAAGCGGGUGGUGCAAGUUUGGUUCCAGAACACCAGAGCCCGGGAGCGGAAGGGUCAGUUUCGAAGCACUCCUGGAAGUGUGUCCAGCCCAGUCAUCAAGACCUCUGCCCCACCAACCCCUGUCCCCUUCACAAAAUUUGGCCUCUUAAUGGGCAAAGUGGAAGAUGGAGUAGGAAAGGAAGUCUCCAAGCGAGAAGCACCCACUGCCCCCUAUGCAACAGCCUCUCCCACUGCUGGCCCUGCAUCCUUUCUACCACCUGGCAAAGAAGCUAAGGAGGCCAGUGCCACCCCAACACCCCCACUGCCUCCCCCACCUCCUGAGGAAGAGGUGCCAGAGGAGCCACUCAAGGCAUCUCCAGAGAGUGAGGUCUGCAGCCCAUCAGGAGGGGACCUGAGUGACUCAUCUGCUUCCAGCCUGGCUGAGCCAGAAUCACCUGGUGCUGGGGGUGGGGGUGGCAGCGGGGCUGGAGGUGGGGCUGGGACCCCCGACGGUCUAGGACAGCGGCGCUACCGGACCCAGAUGAGCAGCCUGCAGCUGAAGAUCAUGAAGGCCUGCUAUGAGGCCUACCGCACUCCAACCAUGCAGGAGUGUGAAGUGCUCGGAGAAGAGAUUGGGCUUCCAAAGAGAGUUAUCCAGGUGUGGUUCCAGAAUGCCCGUGCCAAGGAAAAGAAGGCCAAAUUGCAAGGGGUGGGAGGAGGUGGGGGAGGCAGCAGCAGUGAAGGCCCCAUGGGAGCUCCCCGAACUGACUGCCCCUACUGCGAUGUCAAGUAUGAUUUCUAUGUCUCCUGCCGGGGCCAUCUGUUCUCCCGUCAGCAUCUGGCCAAGCUGAAGGAGGCCGUCAGGGCCCAGCUCAAGAGUGAAAGCAAGUGCUAUGACUUGGCUCCUGCCCCUGAGGCUCCCCUGGUCCCUAAGGCCCCUCCACCCACCACGACUGCCACGCUCCCCCUAGGGGCUGCCAGCACUCUGCCUCGACUGGCCCCUGUGCUCCUAUCUGGUCCUGCUCUGGCUCAACCCCCACUGAGCAGCUUAGCCCCCUUCAAUUCAGGCCCUGCGGCUUCUUCGGGCCUCAUCAGUCUCGCUGCAGCCGCCUCUGUUUUGCCGGCUACUACAGUUGUCCAGCCCAGUCCAGCCCGCCCCUUACCUCAGAGAACAGAUCAGACCAACUCCACUGCAGUGGACCCUGUUCCAGGGCCUCUUGCUGAACCUUCAGGGGAUGACAUCCCCAGUGAGCGUAAGUGUGCUGCCGCUGGGGUCACCACUUCCUCUACUGACGCCCUCAAGAACCUCAAGGCACUGAAGGCCACAGUACCCACCCUACUAGGGGGCCAGUUUCUGCCCUUCCCCCUGCCAACAGCAGGGGGGGCUGCCCCCCCAGCCGUCUUUGGUCCACAGCUUCAAGGGGCCUACUUCCAGCAGCUCUAUGGUAUGAAAAAGGGGCUAUUCCCAAUGAACCCCGUGAUACCUCAGACCCUCAUUGGGCUGCUCCCCAAUGCCCUCCUCCAGCCACCACCCCAGCCCCCUGAGCCUGCGGCCACAGCUCCCCUGAAGCCACCAGAGCUGCACCUCCCCAGUGAGGGUGAUCCCGGGGAAGCUGAUGAAUUGCUAGCGGGUACCACUGGCAUUUCCACCGUGGAUGUGACCCACCGCUAUCUGUGCUGCCAGUGCAAGAUGGCAUUUGAGGGGGAGGCACCUGCUGCUGCCCACCAGAGGUCCUUCUGCUUCUUUGGAAGGGGUCCCGGGGCUGGUGUGCCCCCUCCUCUCCGAGUACCCAUCUGUACCUACCACUGCCUGGCGUGUGAGGUGCUGCUGAGCGGGCGGGAGGCCCUGGCAGCACAUCUGCGCUCCUCAGCGCACCGGCGCAAGGCGGCCCCUCCUCCACCCCCAGGAGGCCAGCCUGUCACCAACGCCACGGCUUUUGCCAAAGAGGAAGCAAGAUUACCUCACACGGACUCCAACCCAAAAACUACUUCUACCUCUACACUUCUAGCUUUAUAAACAGAGAAACCAAGAUAGGGGAAGAGAGAAGGGCUCUUCAGCUCUUCCUGCAUACCCCACGGGGUUCCUGGUGGGAGCUCAAACCCCCCACCCAUGCCCCACGGCUCUGCCCAUCCUGGGGGAGUCUCCAGACUUCAACCCUCAGUGGGCUUCACACACCCCACCUCCAGCAGUGUCCUGCCUCCUCCCCCAACACAGACACAUAACCUGGCUCCUAGACUCCCUACAAACAUACCCCUAUCCACCCCGAUUCUUACACGUACACUUACACAGCCUGCCUCCCCACAUAUAUACACAUACACACACCUUCCAUCCUCACGUCCUGCCUUCCCCAACAUUCUCGUGGUCUCCAAAGGCCUCCUGCUUCUUCCCUACUAUGUCCCCAGUCACAUGCACCUAUCCAACUCAAGUCCUCCGGUACUGUGCUACUGACUGAGAAACGCCAAAAAGAGAGAAAGAAAACCCAAGAGGACGAAGGGGGAAGGAAAAAAAUAUAUACCAGUCUCCUCUCCCCUCUCCUGCCUCCUUCGUCCAGAGCGCUACACCAGUCACAAACUUUCCAAGCUUCCAACUGGCCAGCCCCCAUCGUUGGGGCCCAGGAUGGGUAGGGAGCCUUGGAAUUCUAACCAAACGAGGUGGGGCAGGAAGAGGGGUUCCCUACUCCCCUGUUUCCCCUCCCUCUCCAGCAGGGGAACCUACGUAGCCUGGACUCUUGAGGAAGCCGCUGCCAGGAGCCCCUGUGCCCUUCUCCUUCCUACACCCCAGAACUGCAGUAACUUAUUCUCAAAGGCUUUAAACACAGAGAUCCUCUCAGCAGCCGUGGGCCAGCCCCUGGUCCCAGGCCUGCUACCAUUGGGCCCAGCCUCCGGGACCCGGUGCCGCCCACCAACGGCAAAUCCAAAGUUCUUUAAAAAACUGAGACACACACACAACCAAAAAAGAGAGAGCAAGAGAGAGCGUACGCACGAGAGAGAG